AAUAUCAUGACUUAAUCAUCUCCAAACACAUUACAAUAAAAAAUGAUUGAAAGUUCACUAUAUUUUAAAUUUUUAUGAAAAAAUAUAUUUUAAAAAAAAAGUAAUAUUAGAAGAUUUAUAAUGAUUUUUUGGAUUAAAAACCAGGGUUACAAACGGGGCCAAAAAUUGAGGCACACCGCAUUCAAAAAAUUGCAAACCCAAAGCCAAACCCUACGAAAUUAAGAACCCAUUCUCUCUUCAUAUCGAGUGACAUGUCAAUGAACAGUAUUCGCCAUACCCUACUUACCACGAACCUCUCAGUCACAUGAUCUGGAUUAACACACACCAUUCCAUUAAACAGCUCCAUCAGGAAGAUCAAUACGUGGUGAUACGCUUCUUAUAAAGUUGCUCUCUUGCACGAAAUACAUAUGUCAAUGCUUUAAGUGGUUUGUCAAGGGACGAUGAUGAUACCUCCUUGUUAGCUGCUGCUGCUUCUUCUACUACGUCUGGAUUUGGUGUUGGGACGCUGUUUUCAUCGGAAGAAGAGUGGAUCGAUUGAUCCUCUGAUUGUGUUGUUGUCUCCAUCAUCUUGCUUCUUCUUGGAAUCCUUGUUGAAAUUGGGGGUUUCUGUAUCUUAGCUGUAGAGUGGAAGAAGAACCCAGAUUCAAAAGCAAUUGAAAUCGCAAUCAAACAAGUUAUAAAGCCCCAACCAAACAGACUUCUUUUGCCAUCUUCUUCAACACAAACUCUUGCACACUACUUGUUUGAUAGUUGGUCUCAUAGACAUUUCGUCCCUCAUUGCCAUUACCAAAAUGCAUAGAAAUUUCAUGUUCUUGCGCCCAUACCAAUGUCUUGGAUCAUCUUUUAUUGAUAGAAGAGUAAACUGUGAGGGUUUUGGUGUGAGCUCAUUUGGGAAAUCAGGUUAUAUGAAGGUCCUAAUAAUGCACAAAACCUGUGGAGGAAAAAGACCCAGGAAGAAAAUCUACUACAGAGUCCAUGAACUUGACGGAGCCAUGGACCUUCAAAAGAAACCGUCAAUAAUUCUGCAGCUCAAGUCUAUUGUCUAAGCCUAGAAAAGCCAAUCUCUCCUCCGCAGAGACCUUGAAAAAGAAGUUGGGUUUGUUCAAAAAUGGAAUUUCAUGGCUGUCAUUGAGAAGUACCCUACUAUCUUUCAUGUUAGUGGUGGUAGCAGAGCACCUCCCAUGGUUAUGCUUACAGAAAAAGCCAAAAAGAUUGCGGCUGAAGAAAUUUACACCAGAGAGCAAAUGGAACCCAUUGUAGUUAGGAACCUAAGGAAGUUGUUAAUGUUGUCGAUUGAUUGUCGGCUCCCACUGGAAACUGUCGAAUUCAUUGAAUCUGCAAUGGGUUUGCGUUGUGACUUCAAGAAGUCUUUGAUUCCCAAGUACCCAGAAUACUUUUCUGUGAAAGAUGUUAAUGGCAGAGCACAUCUUCAGUUGGAAAAUUGGGAUUCGGGCCUUGCAGUAACAGCUCGGGAGGAAAGAUUGGUGCGGGAAAGGAUUCUGGCCGCUGUUGGACGUUCAGGAAAGGUUAGAAUCUCAAAAGAUGGUAACAUCCUGGGUCCUUUUGCUUUUCACUUGAGUUUUCCUGUUGGUUUUAGACCAAACAAGAGUUACCUUGAAGAAGUUCAGAGGUGGCAGAAAAUGGAAUUCCCUUCUCCAUACUUGAAUGCGAGGAGGUUCGAAUCUGCUGAUCCAAAAGCUCGAAAGCGAAUGGUGGCAGUGCUUCAUGAACUCCUUAGUUUAACUAUGGAGAAGAGGAUGACAUCUGAUCAACUAGAAGCAUUUCAUUCGGACUAUCGGUUGCCAGCUAGAUUGUUGCUUUGCAUGAUAAGGCAUCAUGGUAUUUUUUACAUUACUAAUAAAGGUGCAAAGAGUACUGUAUUCCUUAAAGAGGGUUAUGAUGGGUCAAAUUUGAUUGACAAAUGUCCUCUGUUGGUUUUUUGGGAUAAAUUUGUUGCACUUGCGGGUAGGAGAGAGAUUGAUUCUUAUAUUGGGAUGCCUUCACAAAUUUUACAUGACAGUGUCACUUGAUAAUAUUAGUAAUAUAAAGACAAUUCUCUUUUUCUUGAA
This is a messenger RNA of Camellia sinensis, 2069 nucleotides long. RefSeq names its product protein WHAT'S THIS FACTOR 1 homolog, chloroplastic. The record is from RefSeq and is a predicted model, not a curated record. NCBI's taxonomy places the organism in Eukaryota, Viridiplantae, Streptophyta, Magnoliopsida, Ericales, Theaceae. Gene Ontology annotation, molecular function: RNA binding.